UUCCAAAAAAGAUUUGGCAAUGUUAACAAGAUCGAAACGAGGUGGAAAGAGGGUUACCUUUCAAGUGCCACAACGAGGUGGAAAGAGGGUUACCUUUCAAGUGCCACAACGAGGUGGAAAAAAAUCUACUAAAGCCACCAGAAGAAAAAUCAUUAUUCUGACAAAUUCUUCUGAUGAAGAUCAAAGCUCAAAGGAAGAAAAAGCGCCUCAGGAAGAAAAAAUAUCUCAACUAGAUUCAGAAAGUGAACUUGAAUCUGAAGAAAGCACUGAUACAGAAAAUAAUGAAACAUCAGAACAUGAACUUGCAGACAAAAAUGAAAUGUUGAACGAUGGAGAAGAGGAAGACGAAGAGGAAGAUGACAGUUCGGAUCUGGACUAUCAAAUCGCUACGCGUUCAAAAAGAAGAGUGCCACGAAUCAAUUACUCUGACGAGAAAUAUUAUUCAAGUCGCCUUGGUAACAGUAAUGAAAAUUCAAAGAGGAAAGUAAAGGAAUUCUCAGAUGACGAGAAUGAAACAAAGCGUAUCAAACCUUCAAGACGAAUAAUAAAUAAUAGGCGAAAAAAAUCUCGUCGGGCCAAUACGUAUGAUGAUUCGUCUGAGCAAAAAAGGCGAUCUCUACGAAAUAAAUCGUCUGAUCAAGAAGAGAAUACAUUCCAAGAGGAUAUAAACAACAACUAUUAUGAAGUAUCUUCAGAUGAGCCUGAUAAUGAAAUAAUAAUAGAUACUUCUAAUGGACCUAAUGAGCACAUUCCAAAAGUUUUAGGGACGGAAUCAGAAGUCGAGGUGCAGUAUGUACAUGUCGCAGAUCCGAUUCCUCCAUAUAAAACAUUGCGAAAGGAUGAUCCAGAAUUCAUAGAAAAGCAUAUUUGGUGGUGUAAUAAGUGUGGCGAUAGCAAAUCCAAUGCGACUUUCGUAUAUUGUGGUGAAUGCUCAAUUACAUAUCAUCGACAGUGUUAUCAAUUAAGGUCUACAGUUGUGAAUGGCAUUGUUGAAUGUAAGUUUUGUAUUGAAAACAAACCAGAGUGUAUUAUUUGUCAUAAAUUUUCGGAUGAUAAUCAGCAACAUGAUAAGGAAAUAAAUAAUAAAGAACAUCAAAAAUUCAAAGAAAUGGGUAUAGACAAAGGAGAUGUUGUAAAUGAGGUUCAACAAACGACCAAUGAGGAAGUAAAUAGCGAUGAGAUUCAACAAACCAACAAGGAAAUGAAUUCAGAUGAGAUAGACUUUGAUGAAGAGGAUGCGGCAUCAUCUUCAAGUUCGACAUCAGACUCUUAUCCAAAUUUGCUAUUUCGGUGUAAUCGAUGCACACUCACUAUGCAUGAUAGUUGUCUUCCUGCAUUGAACGAUCAUGAUUUAAUUGAGUCUAAAAUGGAAUUUUAUCGCGAGAAAUGGAAUUGUCAUUUAUGUAAUCUGUGGAACAGGGAAAUCGAUAAAAUUUUAACAUUUAGAUUUAUUUCACAAAAAUCUGAAGAAAAAUCAUCUAUAUCGAAUGAAUCAGAUAGUUCAAUAAAUGCGUAUGAAGUUGAGAUGCUUGUUAAAUUCAAAGAUCUAUCUUAUCGCAAAGUAGAAUGGGUUCCUGGAUAUUGGCUAAUGAAUGUUUCGAGUCAAAAAUACCGACAUUUCGUAAAGACAAGACAGGUGCCCUUAAGUGAGGAGGAUGUUAUUCAGCGUGAAUGGCUAAAAAUACACCGU
Messenger RNA from Scutellospora calospora, 1690 nucleotides. Lineage: Eukaryota; Fungi; Glomeromycota; Glomeromycetes; Diversisporales; Gigasporaceae. The record is from the annotation of a GenBank genome assembly.